CACUAGCAUAUGGACUUGAGUGGUCUUUUGAGGGUUUCCAUCUGGAGUAGUCCAGCCGAAUCGAAAAAGGGAAGGAAUGAUGGUCCUGCUCAGACUACCUUUUCAACUUUUGCUGGGAUUUGGAUGGACGAGGAGGACACAGUUGACACCUGACUAGAUGGGGGACGCAACAGUGUUGAUGGUGCAGGGGUCUUUUUACGACUGACUUGACACGCGUGAUGUGCGGCAAUGGCGUGGUGUGACCGUGGGCUGCAGACGCUCCUGGCCGUCGCGGGUGCCUUCGCCGCCUUCAGCCUCAUGAGCAUCGCCAUCGGCACCGAUUACUGGCUCUACUCGCGGGCGUACAUAUGCAACGCCACCAAUGCCAGUGCAGAGGACAGCCACGCGCAAAGCAGGAAAGUCAAAGGCGACUUGACACACUCGGGGCUCUGGCGAAUCUGCUGCAUAGAAGGUACCAACAAAGGAAGCUGUUUUCGGAUCAAUCACUUCCCAGAGGAUAAUGACUAUGACACAGACAGCUCUGAGUACAUUCUGCGAAUUGUGCGAGCCUCCAGCCUUUUUCCCAUCCUCAGCACUAUCCUGCUAAUGCUCGGCGGCCUGUGUGUUGGCAUUGGACGAAUCUACAGCAGGAGGAACAACAUCCUGCUCAGUGCUGGUAUUCUCUUUGUGGCUGCAGGCCUGAGCAACAUCAUCGGCAUCAUUGUUUACAUCUCCAGUAAUGCCGGCGAUCCCAGCGACAAGAAAGAUGAGGACAAAAAGAACCAGUACAACUACGGCUGGUCCUUUUACUUUGGCGCCAUUUCAUUCUUCGUGGCAGAAUCUGUGGGGGUCCUCGCUGUCAACAUAUACAUUGAGAAAAACAAAGAGACGCGCUGCCGAGCCAGGCGUGACGUGAUCAAAUCCAUCGGCUCCACUUCGCCGUACUCGUGCAUCCCAAGCUACCACCGCAGACGGAGGCGCUCGCGUUCCAGCUCCAGGUCGUCGGAGCCUUCCCCAGGAGGGGGAAAGAGGGAGGGAGGAUUGGUCAGAGAGUUGAGCUUGCAGGUGGAAGACAUAUCCUUGUACAAUUUGCGCAGGGAUCCUCUGACGGGGGGUGCGCCCUACAGUCCUGAGUGCGACUCUGGCUUCUUACAGGUCCACAAGUGCUUCCAGAAAGAUGUGAAAGACAGCGGCAACAGGAGGACCACGCCUGUAUGAGUACUCUGCUUGGACUAUACAAUACGCUCUGUAGGAACAUAGUACAUACAGGUCUAUUAGGGGUUGAAUGAUGAGAGCUUUUUUUGUGAUCGACGUUACUAUGAUGAAAGUUGCUUCAAAGUCAAUUAAUCAAUGAUGUUGUCGCUAGAUCUUCAGCACAGUGCAGCCAUCCCCAGCCAUUUUUUUUGCGUGAAGAUAUGACUUGAUGGAAACAAAUAAAAACAACCGAUUCAAAAUACAUCUCACCAUUACUCUGAAUAGAGUGUAAUGAGUGGAGGCCAGUAGGUUGCUCUUCAUAAUGUGUUUUGUAGCGUAGUGUGUUGUGAUGACAAUAAUCACAGCUACUGCCUGCCCUUCUCAGCCCCCAAAAAUCGAGCUUUUCUCUGUUUCACUGUUUCUAUCUCGCUUUUUCUUUUAUUAUAUUUAAGGACAAACUUGCAUAUUUUGGAAAUGUUCAUGCUAUUUGUCUCAUUUUUGGUAAAAUAGUUCCACACGCUUGAAGCAUAUGCUGGAAAUUUGACACGGGUAUCAGUGUCAGGAUGGCAAUGUUUUCCUUUCAGUGUCGUAAAACAGAGUGUCAUGAUGUUGGUGUGUAUUGUAUCAUACAAGAAUACAGAAUAAAAUUGUUAUGAGCGUGCAGUUUUUAUCCACCCUUUAUUAGACUUAAAAAUUUAGUGAGCACUUUGCCCUGUUGUUCCCAUUUCUUGCUGCCAGUGUGAAUAUUUUAACACUAGCAGCAUUCAGAAUAGCCAAAGUUAGUGAGGGUGAGUGCUUUUGUCAUCUACAAUGUAUGUAUAAAUACAUACUAUUUUGCAGUAUACGUACUGUAUUGCUGCUCCACAGUUUUCUGAGGUCUGUCGAUGGGGGAGGCCGAAAGGAAAUUUGGAAAUUUUCUGAUUGGAAGAUGAGAUGCCAGAAAUGUGAUUAGGGAUUAGUUGACUUCAAGCUUUAGCUUUACACGCCAGUGCGCAGUAAUGAAGUUGACUAAUCGACAUAUCUGUUCAACCUCUAAUAUAUUUUGUACAAGAUGUGUAGGAGUAGCCUAUCUUGUUCAAGGUGUAUCUUCAAGCUUGGCAUACACCAUUAACCCGUCCAUUUUCCAAAGCGCUUAUCCUCAUGAAGGCCUCACAUAAGAUGAUUUGCUUCUUUCAUUUAUGCCUUACAUUGAGACAGAAAACCAAACUGUUCAUUUUGGGAUUUUUGCCAC
Messenger RNA from Syngnathoides biaculeatus (alligator pipefish), 2404 nucleotides. Its product is annotated as voltage-dependent calcium channel gamma-4 subunit-like. The record is from RefSeq and is a predicted model, not a curated record. Gene Ontology annotation, biological process: calcium ion transmembrane transport; postsynaptic neurotransmitter receptor diffusion trapping; positive regulation of synaptic transmission, glutamatergic. Lineage: Eukaryota; Metazoa; Chordata; Actinopteri; Syngnathiformes; Syngnathidae. Bases 229 to 1197 code for a protein of 322 amino acids. Gene Ontology annotation, molecular function: channel regulator activity; voltage-gated calcium channel activity. The transcript has 4 exons. Gene Ontology annotation, cellular component: AMPA glutamate receptor complex; postsynaptic density membrane; voltage-gated calcium channel complex.